GCCAAACCGCAGCUGGAGCGUACACUUGGAUAUUGAUUAACGAUUUUUUCAGCAGUUUAAAUACAAAAAAAACAACGAUUGCCAUACGGAUUAGUAUUUUUUAAAAGCCAUGAGCUUGGUGCGCCCUCUGAAUCCGGUUCUGCAGGCCAUUGCCGGCAAGGAGCUUAAUGAAGUCCCCCAUCGGGUACCACAGGACAUUGAGGCUCUGCGGGAAUGGGUACUCAAGCAGCCACAUCUACGGGCCUGUACUGAAGACCAGUUCCUACUCGCCUUCCUCCGUGGCACAAAAUUUAGCUUGGAGCGGGCCAAGGAGAAGUUUGAUAGAUUCUACACGCUACAGUCUUCUAUUCCCGAAGUCUUUAACGAACGACGAUUGGCCACCGACCCCCAAGUUUUGGAUAUCAUAAGAAUGGGAGUUAUUUUACGACUGCCAUUGGACCCAAACGACCCGGGUCCAUGUGUAACCAUUAUUCGAGCUGGAUCGUAUGAUACGAGCAAAUACAAAUUCCAGGACAUUAUUCGAGUGGGUUCCAUGUUCGGAGAGAUCAUGAUGUUCGAGGACGAGAACGCCACAGUCAGCGGCUAUGUGGAGAUAAUGGACAUGGCUGGAGUGACAGGUGCGCAUCUCUUUGCUCUCCAGCCGCAGUUACUAAGCAAGUUCUCAGCCUAUGCGGACGAGGCGAUGCCGACACGCCAGAAAGGCAUUCACUUUAUUAACGUCCCAGCGGCCUUUGAAACAGGCUUUAAUUCGUUGAGAUCCUUUUUUCCCGCCAAAAUCAAGAGCAGGAUCUCUGUCAGUUCUGAUCCGGAGGCCAUAUCCCAGUUGGUGGGUCUUGAAUGCUUGCCAAAGGAAUACGGUGGAUCUGCCGGAACCAUGCAGGAUAUCAGCGAAGCGAUGGAGGUUAAGCUAUCUAGUUACGCCCCAUACUUCCAGGACUCCCAAAGCUUCGGCACGGAUGAGAAGUUGAGGGACAUCGGAGCUCGUGUGCAUCAAGAUCAUCGAUCAUCAUUUGGGGCUGUGGGCUCCUUUCGUAAACUGGAAAUCGACUAA
This is a messenger RNA of Drosophila bipectinata, 1051 nucleotides long. RefSeq names its product retinol-binding protein pinta. Gene Ontology annotation, cellular component: membrane. Gene Ontology annotation, molecular function: phosphatidylinositol bisphosphate binding. The record is from RefSeq and is a predicted model, not a curated record. Lineage: Eukaryota; Metazoa; Arthropoda; Insecta; Diptera; Drosophilidae.